AUGAUGAACUUUGGAAAACAACUUUUGGGGCAAGAUGAGAAACAAGUUGAAAUGAACAAUACAUGGGUACCCAUCAUCCCAGAGAAGCUCACUCUACUAAGAUCUAAUAUACCAUCAGCCUGGCCAAUGAACCAAAUAAAAAGAGCAAAUUAUCAAGAAAUCCGCGUACCUGGAAGUGAUUACAUGAAUGAGAAGCUGCUGCAUUACCCAGGACCAAAUCAGAGUAUCCCUCUGAUUGAACAAACUAGUCAAACCGAAGAGAAAAAGACGUUUGAUGGCAACUUGACGGAUAGAAACAUUGAUCUUGAUCACAUUCCAGACUCCUACACUCACCCGUGCCAUUAUGAGAGCAAUGGAUCAAACAGUAACACCUUGGAACUACUGCUCAACAACUCAACUAAUAUAGCUUCUGCUAACAGGAAUUUGGAUGCGAGCAAUAACAUGGCACGAAAUAAUCCAAUGCUGCCAAAGUUUUAUCCUCAGGCUAGCGAUGCUGUGAGUGAUCCCUAUGCAGGUGUACAGGAAUGCAAUAUCCAUUCAGCUUCAGAGAUUGUGUUCAAAGAAGCAAAUAGACUUCUGUUUCCAAAUACGAAUUUUGAAUUUGGUUCUAGUAACUCAAACAGAUUGCUCAACGAAGACAUUUACUGUCCAGUCCCAAACCAACUGGAUGCCAUCUUCUCUGAGAUAUCCUAUGGUUAUUCCUACCAUAAUUAUAAUCUGAACUAUCUGCCAAUAGCUGAAGCUGAUGCCACUGCUAGUUUUACCAAUGCUCUCCCAUCAGUUCCAAAAACGAUGGAUCAACUCAAAUUUGUAGAAAACGAAUUUUGUACAAUAUCAAAUUACGCAAUAACUGAAAGCACAAGUCAGGAGAAAGACAAACAAAAGGACUUGGUUGCUUCCACGGUGAAUCAAGUUCAGGAAUAUUGUGAUGGACUUCUACAGCAAAUUGUUAAUUCAUCAUCUGCAACAAUUUCUACAAUAUAUGGGAAUCAAAAGGGUUCUGACAACAUUUGUGGCAAGGUAAUUGAUCCCAGUUUUGACUUGAACAAGACACCGGAGCAGAAAGCACCCCAACGAAGAAAGCAUAGACCAAAGGUAAUUGCAGAGGCCAAGCCCAAAAGAACUCCAAACCCUGUAACUCAAAAGACACAGGUGAAAGAGAGUUUGCGCAAAAAGAGGAAGUAUGUCCGUAAAUCCACCAUGACACCACAGACUAAUGUUAUAGAAGAAAGUGUUCAUUCUACUGCUACAACUAAAAAAUCCUGCAGAAGAGCUCUAAAUUUUGACUUAGAACAUCGUAAAUAUCAAAGCAAGGGCAGAAUAGGUUGUCAUCAGGAUAUCCACCAUACAAAUAUAAAAGCUUCCAAUACCACUUCAGACCGCAAGGCCCAAGAGAUGAUGGGUGGAGCAACUAUAACCUUUGAUGCAAACUCAACUUUGCUGUGGGAUGAAGAUACAACAGAAAACCUACCCAGAAACACAUAUGAUAAUAAACUUCUACUGCAUGAUAAGCAACUUGAUAAUUUCCAGUCAGAAAGAAAAUCAACCACAACCUUGUCAGCAAUCACAGAAGAACCACAGAUAGCAAAAUUUCCAGUCAAUGAAGAAGUCCCAGCUCAGGGAAAUCCUGAUUUGAGCCAGGAUGGAAAUAAUGGAUGUAUGCAACAAUAUAUUCGUGCAAAGGAAAUUGAUAACAUCCUCUAUCAAUCAGAAACAUGUUUUGAAAACUCUCAGAGGACCGGAGUACUGAUUUAUCAAAACACCCUUGCGUUGGUUCCUAAAAUCCUCUCCAAAUCCGUUAAAGCAAAGAGAUCCAAGAGAAAAUAUUGCAAAAGCACUGAGAACAAACAUGACUUGGCCACAAAUUCACUUGAUAUUUCUUUGUGCCAAGAAACUUUACAUGCUGAUGGAAAUUUCAAAGGAGCAACUCCUGCCAAAGAUGCAGAACAGCACAUCAAUGGAACCAGCUUUGGCAAAUGCUUUGCUACCUCAGAGGAACCACACCAGACAUUUUCCACUCUGGUGGAUGAGAUAAUCUGUCAACUGGAUGAUCUCAAACUUGGGGAGAUCAACCAAUCAGAGAUGGAAGGACAAAAGAUACUUGUUCCUUAUGAUGGAGAUCAUUCAGUUGUACCCUACCAAGAAUUUGAGUUAGUUAAAAAACACAAACCAAAGCCUAAAGUGGACCUUGACCCAGAAACAGAGAGAACCUGGAAACUAUUAAUGGGGAAAGGAGGAAAUGAAGGCCUUGAAGGAAUUGAGGAAAAAGAUAAGUGGUGGGAAGGAGAAAGAAAUGUUUUUCGCGGACGAGUUGAUUCCUUCAUAGCACGGAUGCAUCUAAUUCAAGGAGAUAGACGCUUUUCAAAGUGGAAAGGAUCUGUUGUGGACUCAGUGAUAGGUGUUUUCCUCACUCAGAAUGUUUCAGACCACCUUUCGAGCUCUGCCUUUAUGUCUCUGGCAUCAAGGUUUCCUCUUCAGUCAAAAAGCAGCAAGAAAUCAUAUGAUGUUGACACAAACAUAUUGCUUGAAGCAGAACUCUGCACAGUAAAUCCAUCUGAUACAAUAGCAUCAAAUGGAUUUGGAACAUUAAAUCAACCAACCUAUGAUCACGGCUUUGAGACACCUCAUCAUGCAAGAGAGCUUUGGACAGGCAGUGAAGCCUCAACGCCAAAAGGGAGCCCAAUAAAGCCAAAUAAUCAGAGCUCAAAGGAAAAAAUUUUAUCAUCACCAUAUUCUCUUGACUCCUCAAUUACUCAAGAUGCUAUAACUAGAUCCUCCCUAGGAUCCAAUUCAGAAUCUGAAGAACUAGACUGCAGGUGUGAACACAGAAAAACAAAUUUAACUUCAACAAAUUCUUUACAGAUAGGAAAAGCCACUGCGUUCCAGGAAUUUUACAACAGCGUAAAUGGAGUAUCACUGUUUAAGGAGAGAGAUAAAGAAGGACAGCUGCAUUCAGCAGCACAUGUGAAGCGAAGUUGUAGAGUAGGCGCAAACUAUAGUCCCAAUGUCUCCUCAGCAUUUAGUCAUUAUAGCAGCUAUGCUUAUCCACCGAAGGAAAUACCUGUAGUUACUUCAACUGACUAUGGAUUAUAUUACUCAGACACACAUGGGCUGAAGACUUUUCAAAUGAAUGGUGGAGAGUUUUCUAGGACUGAAACUGUUUUUGUACGCAGAGAAGUCCAGGACAACUAUUGUAGGGGAUUUGGCAAUAGGGGAGUCCAAGAUAAUGCAGAUAAACUCAGAGAGAUUCAGUAUGGAAAUGGAACCCAAGGGUCUCCAGAGUUACAAAAAAUUGACCCAUAUGGACCACUAAGCAAGCAUUUAGUACUUCCACAAGACACCUCUCAAUUUGGAUCUCAUGCAAAUUAUUGUCAAGCUUCACUUAAUCAUCAUCUUGCAGGCCAGAAAGCCGUAGAAUCAGAAAGCAGCGCAUAUACAAAGUCAUUAAAUACUUCUCACAUGUUGUGCGGAGGUCAUGAUGAUCUUAUUAAUGAUAGUUGCACUGUUCCUAAGCAAGCAAAAGAAGGUAUUGACAGUGAAAACACUACCUCUGCAGGAAACAGCCAAGGAUGCUCAGAAUAUAGUAUGAGUGAACCAAAUCCUCCGAAGCAAGUUUAUUCUCCCAACCCUAUUGAUAAAAAGAGAAAAACCAAGGUUUCAAAUACAAGGAAAGAAAAACCUGAGGCCGACAAAAGGCAUGCAUGCGACUGGGACAAACUAAGAAAGGAGGUACAGAUAAAUGGGACAGAGAAAGAAAGAAGCACGGAUACAAUGGAUUCAUUGGAUUAUGAAGCAGUAAGAAGUGCCUCUGUCAAAAAGAUAUCAGAAACAAUUAAAGAGCGUGGAAUGAACAACAUGCUAGCAGAACGAAUCAAAGAUUUCCUGAACAGAUUGGUUACAGAACAUGGAAGCAUUGAUCUUGAAUGGUUAAGACAUGUUCCCCAAGAUAAAGCAAAGGACUAUCUGCUGAGCAUUCGAGGGUUGGGGUUAAAAAGUGUGGAAUGUGUACGGCUUCUGACACUUCAUCAUAUUGCUUUCCCAGUUGACACCAAUGUUGGAAGGAUAGCCGUUAGACUCGGAUGGGUCCCACUCCAACCACUUCCUGAAACACUUCAGUUACACCUCCUUGAACUGUAUGAGCUGCACUACCAGAUGAUUACAUUUGGGAAGGUUUUCUGCACAAAGAAAAACCCAAAUUGCAAUGCAUGCCCAAUGCGAGCAGAGUGCAGGCACUUUGCUAGUGCUUUUGCAAGUGCUCGGCUUGCCCUGCCUGGACCAGAAGAGAAGUUUGUCGUAAGCAUGCAUGUCCCCAUUGCAGCUGAGAGAACCUAUCUUGUCAACGAGAAUCCCAUGGUCCUACCUCUCCUUGAGAACACCUUGGGCAGAAAAAUAAAUCCUGACAAUUGGCAGUGUGAACCAAUCAUUGAAGAACCAGCAACACCAGAACAACAGUGGACAGAUCCCAAAGAAAGUGACAUUGAGGACCUUCUUAGGGAGGAUCCUGAUGAAAUUCUUUUUAUUGAGCUCAAUGCCAAAGAAUCAACAAUGAAUGUACACAACCACUUGGAAGAAUACACAGAUCAUCACGAAGGUGACAUGUCCAAGGCACUUGUUGCCUUGGCUCCACAGUCUGCUUCUAUACCUACACCAAAAUUGAAGAAUGUGAGUCGACUAAGAACUGAACACCAAGUAUACGAACUUCCAGAUUCACAUCCUCUCUUGGAAAAGAUGGAUAAACGGGAACCUGAUGACCCAAGCCCAUAUCUUCUCGCAAUAUGGACACCAGGUGAGACUGCAAAUUCUGUUGAGCCACCAGAACGAAGGUGUGGAUCCCAAAAUUUAACCAAUCUGUGCAAUGACAACACAUGCUUUUCAUGCAACAGCAUUAGGGAAGCCAAUUCACAAACAGUUAGAGGAACACUUCUGAUACCUUGUAGGACAGCAACCAGGGGGAGCUUUCCGCUGAAUGGGACUUACUUUCAAGUUAAUGAGCUAUUUGCGGAUCAUGAAUCCAGUGUUCAACCUAUUGAUAUCCCUAGGGCAUGGAUAUGGAAUUUGCCAAGGAGGACAGUAUACUUUGGGACCUCUGCCUCUCUACCCAAGAAAUUCAGCAUUGCUUUUGGAGAGGAUUUGUUUGUGUCAGAGGAUUUGAUCAAAAGGAACAUGCACCUCGUCCUCUUCAAGCCAGAUUGCAUUUUACAGCAACUUAAAGGGGAAUUCCGGGGUCUAAGGCAAUCCUUCCACCAAGAACUACAGUAG
Messenger RNA from Sphenostylis stenocarpa, 5259 nucleotides. Lineage: Eukaryota; Viridiplantae; Streptophyta; Magnoliopsida; Fabales; Fabaceae. The record is from the annotation of a GenBank genome assembly.